Molecule: messenger RNA, 2923 nt
Organism: Arabidopsis thaliana (thale cress)
Lineage: Eukaryota; Viridiplantae; Streptophyta; Magnoliopsida; Brassicales; Brassicaceae
Product: LRR and NB-ARC domains-containing disease resistance protein
Exons: 2
Coding region: 383-2671 (762 amino acids)
Cellular component (GO): plasma membrane
Molecular function (GO): ADP binding
Source: RefSeq, marked reviewed
AAAGGACUUAAAUAGUUCUACCAAACAUGAAAGAUACUAAUUUCCAAACAUGAAAGAAAGAAUUAUUCAAUUUUUACUCUAACAGUCUACACGAAAAUGAAAGAGUUGUCAUUUUGAGAAGUCCUUAGAUGCCAUAUUAUUGCCAGAAACUAAUUUGUAUGGACUCUAGCUACCAAAAAAAGAGGAGAAAAAUCAAAGUCCUUCAUAUGGAAAAUGGGUGGUCUGAAAAUCAGUGACAGCAAUGUCUUUUAUUAUCUUCUAUCUUUCUUUGAUAAUCUCAACCCACCCGUACUGGAACAAGAUGUUAUCUAAAAAACUUCUUCACCUUCAGCUUUAGCUUCGUUGUUGCUUACUGAAACUUUUCUCUCUUUACAUCAAAUUUAUGGGGUGUUGUUUUUCUGUCCAGUUUUCUUUUGAUGAUCAAACCCUGGUACGUAUCUUUAAUUUCUUAUGUGGGAACAUCAACAGAAACUCUUUUGGAGUGGAGGAGAGGCCUACUCAGCCUACUAUUGGUCAAGAAGAAAUGCUCGAAAAGGCAUGGAAUCGCCUUAUGGAAGAUAGAGUCGGAAUCAUGGGUCUUCACGGUAUGGGUGGUGUUGGAAAAACCACCCUUUUCAAGAAAAUCCACAAUAAGUUCGCUAAAAUGUCUAGUAGGUUUGACAUUGUGAUCUGGAUCGUGGUGUCUAAAGGCGCAAAGCUUUCAAAGCUUCAAGAAGAUAUUGCAGAGAAACUACACCUUUGUGACGACCUGUGGAAGAACAAGAAUGAAAGUGAUAAGGCCACCGAUAUACACAGAGUCUUAAAGGGCAAGAGAUUUGUUUUGAUGUUGGAUGAUAUAUGGGAGAAAGUGGAUUUAGAGGCCAUUGGUGUUCCCUAUCCGAGUGAAGUAAAUAAAUGCAAAGUAGCAUUCACCACCCGAGAUCAAAAAGUUUGUGGGGAGAUGGGGGAUCAUAAGCCGAUGCAAGUCAAAUGUUUGGAACCAGAGGAUGCAUGGGAGUUGUUCAAAAACAAGGUCGGAGACAACACAUUACGUAGUGAUCCCGUCAUUGUGGAGUUGGCAAGAGAGGUCGCUCAAAAAUGUCGUGGUCUGCCAUUGGCGCUCAGUGUCAUUGGUGAGACAAUGGCAUCUAAAACUAUGGUACAAGAAUGGGAGCAUGCAAUCGAUGUUUUGACUAGAUCCGCUGCAGAGUUUUCUAAUAUGGGAAACAAAAUUCUUCCGAUUCUCAAGUACAGCUACGAUAGCUUGGGGGAUGAACAUAUCAAGUCGUGUUUCCUAUAUUGUGCUUUGUUUCCCGAAGAUGAUGAGAUAUAUAACGAAAAGUUGAUAGACUACUGGAUAUGCGAAGGAUUCAUCGGAGAAGACCAAGUUAUAAAAAGAGCGAGGAAUAAGGGUUAUGAGAUGCUCGGUACCCUUACCCUUGCGAACUUGCUAACAAAGGUUGGUACAGAACAUGUUGUGAUGCAUGACGUGGUUCGUGAAAUGGCUUUAUGGAUUGCAUCCGAUUUUGGGAAACAGAAAGAGAAUUUUGUUGUGCGAGCAAGAGUCGGGUUACAUGAAAGACCAGAAGCCAAGGAUUGGGGAGCUGUGAGAAGGAUGUCAUUAAUGGAUAAUCAUAUUGAAGAGAUAACAUGCGAGUCCAAGUGUUCUGAACUUACAACUUUGUUCCUUCAAAGUAAUCAAUUGAAGAAUCUAUCAGGUGAAUUCAUUCGGUAUAUGCAAAAGCUAGUUGUUUUAGAUCUUUCAUAUAAUCGUGACUUCAAUAAACUUCCAGAGCAGAUAUCGGGGCUGGUCUCGUUGCAGUUUCUUGACUUGUCGAAUACAAGUAUAAAGCAACUGCCUGUUGGUCUUAAAAAGUUGAAAAAGCUAACUUUUCUGAAUUUGGCUUAUACUGUGCGACUUUGUAGUAUCAGUGGGAUAUCAAGGUUGUUGAGUUUAAGAUUGUUGAGACUGCUAGGGUCUAAAGUUCAUGGAGAUGCUAGCGUAUUGAAGGAGCUGCAGAAAUUGCAGAAUCUACAACAUCUAGCCAUAACUCUAUCCGCGGAGUUAAGUUUGAAUCAAAGGUUGGCGAACUUAAUCUCUAUUCUUGGUAUUGAGGGGUUUCUUCAAAAGCCAUUCGAUUUAUCAUUCCUGGCGAGUAUGGAGAAUCUUAGUUCCCUAUGGGUGAAAAAUAGUUAUUUCUCGGAGAUAAAGUGCAGAGAAAGCGAGACGGCCUCGUCUUAUUUACGCAUCAAUCCGAAAAUUCCAUGCUUUACCAACCUCUCACGACUGGGGUUAAGUAAGUGCCAUAGCAUAAAGGAUCUGACUUGGAUAUUGUUUGCUCCAAAUCUUGUCUACCUAUACAUUGAAGAUUCAAGAGAAGUGGGAGAAAUAAUAAACAAAGAGAAAGCAACCAAUCUUACAAGUAUUACACCAUUUCUGAAACUAGAAAGGUUGAUUUUGUAUAAUUUGCCGAAGCUGGAGAGUAUCUACUGGAGUCCUCUCCACUUUCCACGUUUGUUAAUUAUACAUGUUCUAGACUGUCCAAAGCUGAGAAAGCUUCCAUUAAAUGCUACAAGUGUCCCACUAGUUGAAGAAUUUCAAAUACGUAUGUAUCCUCCAGGACUGGGAAAUGAGCUUGAAUGGGAGGACGAAGAUACCAAAAAUCGAUUCGUGCUUUCAAUCAAGAAGUAGUACUAGUACGUCGUCUAAAGAUCCAUUACUCAGGAAUGGGAUUCCUCGCUGUCCAAAAUCAGAAUCCACGCUUCUUCUUCUUCUAUUGCUUUAUCUAUCUUCUUGUAGUUAUGGUGUGUUGUUCAUUUGGAUUGUAUAAAACUGAUUUGCAUUCUGAUAUCUUUGAAGUGUGUUGUGCUGUUCACUUGGAUUAUGUUACAAAACUGAUUUGGAGUCUGAUGCUUUUUUAUAUGAAGUUAAUUUUUAGAAAAA